Molecule: messenger RNA, 1403 nt
Organism: Rana temporaria (common frog)
Lineage: Eukaryota; Metazoa; Chordata; Amphibia; Anura; Ranidae
Gene: TBATA
Product: thymus, brain and testes associated
Exons: 11
Coding region: 160-1209 (349 amino acids)
Source: RefSeq, a predicted model, not a curated record
AUGAAUGCAAACACAACUCUAUAGAAGUGGCUGUGCAGGUCCCGGUAGACUGGAGGAGGAAGCAUCCUCAUGGAGCUGUGAGCACAAGGUGUCUGUUCCUCCCCCUGGCCUAAUAUCAUCAGGUGUGCUACCCAUAUUCGGUGACUCCUUGAAAGGAAAAUGGCAAGCGGAACGAUGGGCCCUCAACCUGUAUUACGCCAGGCACACGCUAAUCAUAAAUCUUCAAAAGAAAAGAUGGAAGAGAUGAAGAAUCCCAUCUCCAGCACUUUUAAAACCCAAGACAUUGCUGCCCUGGCUGAAAAACUGGAGAAUCUUGCCCAGAACACCCCUCUGCGAUUCAGUGAUGAAGCAAUGAGACCAGCGACUAAAAGCUUUUCUCAAUAUGUCAAUUACAGCCAGCCCUCAUUCUUUUCAAGGCAUAAUCCCCAUCCUCAUCGGGUCACACAUAUUCAAGGGCUUAAUGGGAUCCCUAUAUGUAUUGUGAAUGAUGACUGGUCUGUCACCUCCCCUCUGUAUCCUCAUCCUAUGAUGAAGAACCAGCUCCCUACUAACCUGCUGGGGGUUCCCAGUCUGCCUAUAGGAGAUCCACGCAGUAACAAAGUUCCAUAUCUGGCUUCAGGUGGCAUAUCUGAAGCGUGGCGAGAUGAGUUACGAGAGCUGGCUACAAAAGUUGCUGUUGCGGACAAAAAGCCAGAGAAGAAAGAGAAGGAGGAACCACGGAGGUCCACACAGUACUCAGCAGAAUCCGGACGUAUCAUUCCUGCAUCCUCCCGAGGCUUGACCAGGCGUACCUCCAGAAAACAACACAACAAAGGGAAACAUGAAAACACACUCUUCCAAGACCAAGAAAUUCUAGUACUGGAGUUACUGUGCCAGAUUCUACAAACAGAUUCUCUGUCUGCCGUCCAACAGUGGCUUCUGUCUGCUGGCCAAAGAGAGAAAGACCUUGUCAUGAGCAUGAUCCAGACAGCAACUGCCAAUGUGGACCUGGAAUCCCAAGCCAUGGGGGAGAGGCUUAAUUCCCAGAAUGCCUUAGGACUGCUGUCAAGAGAUGAACAUAUUCAAAGAACUUUAAACAGUAGGUCCCAGAAACAGAAACCAGAACCUAUUCCUGAGGAAGACAAACCAGAACGUAUUGGUACUGCAGAAGUCUUGCAGAUACAUUCAGAAGACAAUGAAAGCGAGAGCAAGCCCGUGUCUGAUAAAUAACCACGGCAUACAGGACCUUCUCUUCAUAAGCUGAAUUCUUCAUGGAAUGGCCAUUCUUCGUCCAUAGUUCUAUGCCAUGUGCCUUACUAUGAUGCAUGUAACUUAAAACUCCUCAAUGCUUUCAAUAAACUAAAUAUGUCAGUAUCAUUUUAUGUAGAUGAUAUUUUUGAAAAUGUGAAAAUAUAUAUAUUUCU